Messenger RNA from Vitrella brassicaformis, 2145 nucleotides. The record is from the annotation of a GenBank genome assembly. NCBI's taxonomy places the organism in Eukaryota, Vitrellaceae.
GCUGCGGCGGCGAUGAAUCUGCUGAGUGUCGCGCUGUUGCUGUCCCUCCUGACCCCCUCCUUUGCCACUUGGCCAUGGGAGGAGUGGUGGCGGGGCGGGCCGAGCGUCUCGGCCUCAUCGGCGCCAGCAGAAACGGCACAUGCAGCUCGGCCGGCCCAGCAACCGAUGAAGGCUGCCCCGGCAGCACAGACACAAGCGCAAGCAGAAUCAGGAGCAGAGCCGCAGCAACAGCCGACGAAUGCUCAUGCCCAUGCAGCAACCGCCGAGCAAGAGCCAGAGAGGCAGGAGCCGGUGCACAAGACCGCUGCCGCCUCAUCUGCCGCAGCGUCAGCCCGUCCAGAAGGCGGCGGCCUGCUCUUCCCAGACGAGCUUGAGAAAUACAGCGUGGCGGAGCUGCUGCAGCUCUUCCAUGAGGGCUCGGGGGAGGGCGACCUUCCCCUGGGUAUGGCAUUCGGCCGCGUGCAGAAGCACCUGCCCGACCUGGAGCUCUAUUUUCAAGAGACAGAGGGGGAGGGACGGCUGGCCCGCCUGGAGAGGGAGAUGAGGUCGGCAGAGGGAGAGGACACCCUGGCUUCCCUGCGCAAGAAGUACAACACCACUGGUGAGGUGGACGACCUCCUGCCGGGCCAGAAGCUCUUCCAUGAGGCGCUGAUGAACGGGCUGAACACGACCAACAGCAGCAGAACAGUGGGCGAAGGAGACUUCUCUGAUGUGGCCAGGGUGCUGGGUGAUCUUGGGCUGAAGGUGGUGGAGCGGUUCCUGCAGUUCUUCGAGGAGGGUAUUUGGACGGGCAAGCUGUUCAUGGAGGUCAGUGGGCUUGUGAAGGAGAGGAAAGGACACCCGCCGCAUCUCUGAUGUGUGAUCCAUCUGUCCAUGUCCGUUGCGUGCACUGCAGACCAAGUGCCAGGGCAAGCCUUUCAACUGGUACUUCAACAUGUGGGACCCCGGCCACUUUCUCCUUCCCGUCAUAUCAGACAAGUACCUCGCCCAGGCCAUCAUCGGUGCGCACGCACUCCGGCCACAAGUGCACACACUCGUCGGGCUGUGAGGAUCGAUCUGUCUGUCUCUCUGUGUGUCACAGCUGCGCCCGGCUACUUGUAUCAUGGGCAGGUCGAGAACGAGAACGUGAGGAUCGACGACAAGCAGAGCAUCGUCAUCAGAUACGACAUCAAGCCAGCCAUGUGCCCAGGUGUGGUGACAGAUCCAGCCCCCACCUCGUUGCUCUAUGACGCACUUGCCAUCCCCCCCCUCCCUCUCUCCCUCUCUGUCUAUGUGUGUGUGUUUGCUGACCGAUCAAUCACCCAGGUCCGACGACCAGCAUGAAGAUCGUGUCCCUUUGGAACCCCUUUGGCAUCAAUCUGGUGGUGGACGACGUGCGUGAGCUCGUCACGGUCAAGAAGGGCCUUUACAUGGGGUUGGUGUACCUUAACCUCGGCAAGUACUGGCCCCUGGUGCAGAUCUACAGCCUCGAGACACCCGUGUACGACGACGACGGUGACGGUGACGAUGACGAUGACGACGACAAGGAUGGCGAUGACGAAGACACCAAAGAAACGACAGACAGAUGACGGAGCGAUGGAUCCAUAUAUGCCAUGCCAUGCCUGCCUCCCUAAUGCUUUGUACGUUUCAGUGUAUAUAUGUCUAGCUAGGUACGUUGGUUUUGCAUUGAAACGUGUCUAGGUUUGUAUAUAUUUCCCUUGUAUAUAUGUCUAGGUUUUGCUGGGAUACGUUGGUAGACGAGUAGAGGUCAUAUGUACAGCAGCUCAGAGGCGCCGCUCAAAUGUGUGGCAUCACAUAGGAGGCUGUCAGUAGUCGAGGCAGGUCAUCACCUAAUUCAGACGACUGUAUCUGUCUGUGUGCGCGGCCGGUUUUGUACGAGAGCUGAGCGGGUAUCCAUCUGGCUGCGUGUCUGCCUGCAUGCCUCCUUUGUCACAUGUAUAUAACUCCUGCCGCCAUUUCCUUCCUUCAUGUUGCCCUUUGGUCUAUGUGGUGCGUGUCUGUGCCAGCGAAUGUAUGUCUGUGUUUAUACGGGAAUGUAUGUAUGUAUGUAUGUGUGCGUGUGUGUGUAUGGCUGUCUGUGUCCGAUACGGCUAAUACGACAUACAUAAUGUCGCUUUAGAUGUUGCCAAUCAAAACCGUAUUGCG